Messenger RNA from Hippoglossus stenolepis (Pacific halibut), 1148 nucleotides. RefSeq names its product ADP-ribosylation factor-like protein 6. The transcript has 9 exons. Gene Ontology annotation, biological process: intracellular protein transport; vesicle-mediated transport; protein localization to cilium. Lineage: Eukaryota; Metazoa; Chordata; Actinopteri; Pleuronectiformes; Pleuronectidae. Bases 223 to 855 code for a protein of 210 amino acids. Gene Ontology annotation, molecular function: GTP binding; GTPase activity. The record is from RefSeq and is a predicted model, not a curated record. Gene Ontology annotation, cellular component: cytoplasm; axoneme.
CUCCCUAAUAGGAUUACCUGUCACAAGCUGGGAUGCCCAGGCGGCAUCUCAGCGUGUGACACAAUUCUCUGCAAGUGGGGACACGCUAUUCCACGGCUAUUUUCAAUUUUUUCGCUUCUUUGAGAUUUUGCAGAUGUAGGGCUCAUAAUUACCAGUGAUUGGACCACCUAGGGGUUUAUGUGUUUGAAGGUUUAAAUGGUGAAGAGGUAAUAACAGAGUGUCAUGGGGCUGCUGGAUAAACUGUCGGGCUGGCUCGGCCUGAAGAAGAAAGAGGUCAACGUUUUGUGUUUGGGGCUGGACAACAGCGGCAAGACCACCAUCAUCAACCAACUGAAGCCGGCGAAUCGUUCGAAUCAUGUAGGCCCAUUGUCAGAGGAGUGGAAACAUGUUAGUCAGACCCAGGCACAAGAAAUAGUCCCAACAAUUGGCUUCAACAUUGAAAAGUUCAAGAGUUCAAGCCUGUCGUUCACAGUGUUUGAUAUGUCCGGGCAGAGCAGAUACAGAAACCUGUGGGAGCAUUACUACAAAGAGAGUCACGCCAUCAUCUUUGUCAUCGACAGCGGAGACAAACUGAGGAUGGUCGUUGCCAAAGAGGAGCUCGAUAUUCUUCUUAACCACGAGGAUAUCCGCAGCAAAAAGAUACCAGUGUUGUUCUUUGCUAACAAGACGGACCUGCGGGACGCCAUGUCUUCUGUCAAGGUCUCACAGAUGUUGUCGUUGGAGAACAUCCAAGACAAACCCUGGCACAUCUGUGCCAGCAACGCUAUCAAGGGAGAGGGCCUCCAGGAAGGGCUGGACUGGCUGCAAGAGCAAAUUGCACAAUCACAUCAAAACAAUGAACAAAUGAACGACUGAAAGGUUUGUGACCAGGGACGAGUCGUGGAUGCAGUAAUCUCAAUCUCAUCCACCUAACGGAGUAUUCAUCACACUUAAUGUUGCAGGCCUUAAACUUAAAUGUGAAGUAGCCUAGUACUUCCUGUUCAUGCUACAAGUUUGACACCAUGUUUCUUUAAGAAAGUACUUAUAGUAUAAUUUGUAUGACUACUGUGUUUAAACGUAAAGCUCUAUGUUGUGCUUACAUCUUAUAAGUAAGCAAAUGUAAACAGUCUGAAUGUAUUCCUUUUAAAUAAAAACGUUGAAAAAUGUCA